UUGAAUAUGGCUUUUGUGACUUUCUUAUCGAGUUCAUCUGUGACUUUAUUAUCAAUCGAAUUAUAUGGAUUAUUAUUGGUGCUGUGAAAAAGUGAUGUGGAAUAUCAGAUAAGGUGAAAUCGGUACAAGAUUGGGAUGGCUAAAUUUUUAAUAUCGCGGUAAUUUUGCUCAUCGCGGGCGGGAAAUCUCAUCUCGCAUACGACAACGGAAUCUGUAACUCAAAAGCACUUUUUAAUAUGGCUAGCAAACUUAUGCAACUCAUCGAAACACGGACGAAACGACCCGUGCUUGACGAAUCAGACUUAAAAGUUAGCUCGCAUUGGAAACUAAUCAAAUCCGCGAUAAAACAAGAACACGGCGAUGACCCGAAGAAACUCGAUGAGAAACAGGCUUUGAAUGUGGGACAUGGUGUUCAUUCGGUGCAAUCUUUGGCGUCUGAAGAAGAAAUCGCCUUUGUGGCUUUCAAUUCUCUUAAUAAUAACUUUGUUGGAAUUGACAGAGAGGGAAACGCUUCGGUAUAUUUGGCAACUGGUUAUACGGAACCCGUCGACUCCAACAUCCUCAAAGGUCCCAUUUGUGGAAUAGUGUAUGCUAAGAAAACUAGAUUCUAUGCUGCCUGGGGACUUGAUGAAAACAUCAGAGUAAGUUAUUUAAUGCUUUACCAGGGGGUCUUUAAUUGCACAUUAUUCAAAAGAUGUACAAUGGAGCCAAGCCUUACGGCACCUGUUCAUAUGACCAUCUUGUAACUAAUGACUACAUUCGUUCAGCCAAACAUCAGAACCAUCCAGUCGUCUCGAUCCUUAUCUCGAAGGCUAAUUUCAAUACAACCACCUCAUUACUACAGUUUUCGUGGUCCUAGAGUGGUUGCAAUAACUCGAGGCCACUCUGUUGACUGUAUUGUCUCCUCUGAUAGGGGCUGCGCACUGCAUGACCACGUCUAUCAGAUGGUAACCGACUUCAGCAAUGCCAUCGCUCAGGGUCAUUGUGCAGUCUGAGAGAUGGCUGCAUUUUAGCCCAAAAAUUCCAUACAGAUGACAUAACUCUGCCCAGAAUCUGGUCAGAAGCUCUGAUUAGUUGGCAAAGUUACAGUCAAAUCCCACUUUACAGACACCCGGUUAAUACUGACAUCUCAUUAUUAUGGACAGUUUGCUUUGUUCCUUGCAAGGGAAAGCCCUCUAAUUUUCUCUAAAUUCAACCCUCUUAAUACAACACUCCAUAAAUACAGACGGACACAUUCUAUGGCCCCCUCAGUGUCUGUAUUAACAGGGCAUGAUUGCAUAAUCUUUCUCCUAUUGUUUCCUUUUGACAGACUGAAGAUGAAAGGUUGUGAAGAUCAAUAUUUUGCAAGGCACUGAAUUUAUUACGAAGCACUCAUUUCCUAGGAAUAUAAUUGUUGCUUUGAAGAAGUAAUUCAGUUUUGCUGUCAUUAAAUUUGCAGCAGAACGAGGAAAAAUAGAAACUUGAAAAAAUCUGCAUCUGCAUGGAACCGCACAAACAGACGAUUAGUUACGUAAUUGCUUUAUACCCAUCAGUAUGGAAUUUUUGGGUAAAAACGAAGACAUACCUCUCAUGAAAUGUCCCCAGUGACAAGGAGCAGUGAGAGGUUGUGGUAUUUGCGGGUAAUCAGUGGGUAACAGAAGUCAUUAUGAACAAGGUGCAUUGCAUGCUAGUUUCGAAGCAUGAAGGGCUUCAAAGAGAAGCAACUGUCUCAUUUCGAACUUGCAUAGACUGCAUCUUUUAACAUCUCUAUCUUAGUUUGUGCAUUCUUUGAAUGGUGUGUCAUUGUUAAUAUUUUUUCUAUAAUUUGCAGUUACUGUCAGAUGGCUUUAAACUUGUCAGCAUGGCAACCUCUCUUAGUAGAAUAUUCAGGUAGGUCCAUGCACUAUAAUAUUAUUUUAUUAUUAUUAUUUUUUUUUUCAAGAAAAAAAAUAGAUGAUCAGUUAAAGUUUUCAAUAUUUUUUAUCUAGUUUAAUUAGCACAAGGUGCAAAUAAUUUAGCGGUUCUAGAAACUGCUAAUGGCUGGUUAAGAGGUAUAUUUGAAUAAUUGCAUAAUUGAGUAAUGUGUUAAUUUAGAGUUUGAUGUAAAUGAAAGCUGAAAUGCAUGUCUAAACAACUGAGUAUGACAAUUUUUACUGUAUCUUUCAUCAGUGGUGUGUAUAAUGAGACAACAAAUGAGAUCAUAACUGGAGGAGUUGGAAACAUCACCGUAAGUCCCUUUUUAAAAUUUUGCUGUUUCUUGUUGGAGCAGUUGUUGGCUUAAUGUACCUGCAUGAUGUUAAUUUAUUUAUCAGAAUGCCAGACAACUAACUCAUCAGUCUUACCUAAUCCUGUUUUUUUUUUUCUUAUUUGAUACUUUUUUAUUUAUUUAUUUAUUUCAGUGCUGGAGCUUUAGAUAUGGGGCAAAGUUUCUACUUCAGCGGAAAGUUUUGUCAGUGAGUGUUUUGAUUAAUUGUAACAUGUGUCUACCAAUCUUAUACCUUUUGACUUCCUCUUCCCUAAGAAAUUUAUUCAUGAGCUAAUUUAUCAAACCUUAGAUAAUAAAAAUAAGCUAACAAAUAUAUUACUAGAAAAUAGUUAGGCUAAGAAAAAUACAACUCAUUCAAAGUGCCUUUUUCUAACUAUAUUAUAAUCCUCAUAAUACAAUCAUGUGAACUUGUUUACAUUCCCUGCCUACAACAUUAAGUGUUUUCAGUUAGAUCAUAUUCCAAAAUCCCUUCUUUGGAGGCUCAGAUACCAGCUGCUGUCUUAAUUAGGAAAAUGAACCCACUUUCCAGCCCAAGAAAAGAACAAGUGAGACCGAACCUGAUGAAAUCUAGCCUGCCAUGUAUUUACAGUUACAGUUAUUAAAGUGCAAUAUUGGUCCUGAACCUUGUUACUGACAUUAAGUUAACAAGAAAAUAUUCUAAUUCUUUUUCUUUUGCUUAUAAUUUUCCAAGGAAUGUUUGCCAGCAACCAGCAUUAUUUCAAUCCUGUGUUUAGAAGACACACCCAGCAGAUCUCAAAGAUGUUUUGCAGUUUAUCACAAUAAUGUGAUCAUUUACAACCUGCUGAAUGGCUCCUGUGAGGGUCACCUUAAGGAGCUGCAUCCCCGAGAAAUAACCACUGCCCUGUUCUUCAAUCCACUGAAGGUGAUGUAUUGCUUGUCAUUUGCUUGCUAAUGUAUACCAGUAAGGCGCUAUAAGAAUACUUCAAAAUUUAUUUGAAAAAGUGCAAAAAGUGCCAUUGGUAGUCUGGAAUGCCAUCCGUCUCCACCCCCUAACCCAUUGGGGCGUGUCCCGCAUCGCCCAGAGGCUAGGGACUGUAGAUGGAAGACAUUUCAGACUUAGCCCAGGUGCUAAUUCCAGCAUUUGCUAAACCCAAGAGUUUGUAAGUCAACAAUUAUUAUUUCACUAGUGCGGGUUGGAUAUGAGUUGGCUAUAAUCAUCUCAUAUGAAUCCAACAAGCGCGAGUAAAAUAACUGUUUUAUUAAAAAUGCCCACAAAAUAUCAAGAAUUCUUCCUGACUUUAUAUGUAAAAACAACCGAUUUUCAGCUUGUUUUUAAUUUUGAGCAGAUGCAUACAGUGACCAUUUUUGGUGAGCAUAGUAUAAUGGCUCAUAAACUAAGAUGGCUAAGCCAGUUAGAGAUCCAGAAUUGCAUUAUCCAAUGAUUCAGUGUUUGACAAUCACGCUUAUUUACCUUCUCUUUUAGUACCUUGUAACCGGGGCAAAGGAUGGGUCGAUAAAAGUCUGGGAUGACAAAGGGAACAUCAAAAUCAUCUUUGUCGGACAUUUAAAGUCAGUUAACACUCUAGCAGUUUAUCCGUUUGGUACGUACAUCAUGUCAGGAUCAAGCGACUGUACCAUCAGAAUCUGGAGUUUGGAUACUGCUGAUGAAGUGGAUCGCAUAAGCACCAAGGAACACGUCUUUGGAUUGGGAACAAUUAUAGGAAAAAAUGACUUGUAUUCGUUUGGAAGUAAAUCGAUUGAGUUGUGGAGAAUUGAGCAUAUUCAUAGCGUCUUUGCUGCCAUUGGGUAAGUAGGUGAUGGUCAUUUUUUGUAGGAAGCAGGUAUAAAUAACACGACAAUACAAAUAGUAAAGGAGUGUUUUUUGUUUUUCAUUUUUGAACUUGAACAUGAAUUUUUUACAGUAUCAGGCCUAAAAAUAAUGAUGCAAAUGCCACUGUCUUAUGACUAUAACUUCCAUUUCCUCUGUAGGAGUAAAGUAAAAUCCAUCAAAACUACAACACAUCCAAGAGUAAGUACAUGAAUAAAAGUGUUUCUUCAUCAAUAAACCUUUACUCCAAUUCUCUGCCGCCCUCCCAUCCCUGACAAUUAAUGGGCUUCCUCACUAGCUUCGCAAGGGUCUGCGAUACACGUAUUUUUAGUAAAGGUUUUAAUCAAGGAAAAACCAGUUCCACAGACUCUUAAACUAAGUUUGCGCGUUUGCUUAAACUAAGUCUCAAGCUCCAAAUAGGAGCAUACACUGUAUAUGUAGCACUGUGGAUAUGGAAACGUGGCAUGGUCGCAAUGGGAAUGUGACACGGUAGUUAGGGGAACGUGGUACCCAUAAGUUUUGAAACUCACUCUCACUCACUAACUUAACCUGUUCAUCCCUGCUGGGCUGCAAUCAAACAACGCCGCCACUCAACCCUAUCCCGAGCUUUGGCUUGCACUUCGCCCCAUAUUGUACCCAACGCUGGACUUUGUCAAAGCCCGUUUCCGGUUUCUGUUAGAGACAUGUAGGGGGAUCGCUCCCUUUCCCCCACCUCGCGAACGUCCUUCACUCCUUCGGCGCUGACGCAGUCAACUUGUGGCAACUCUAAACCCAACUCCUCCAGCUCUUUCAUUACUAUUCUCCACCAGGUGGUUUUUGGCUGACCUCUCCUCCUCUUCCCAGUCCAUAUCAAAUGCAACUAUGGGUAUCCUGCCACCGGGUUUUUUGAAACAGUGUUGUUUUUCUUUUUCGGUUGAGUGAAAAUCAUUAAAUAGAGGGGAGUAGCUGUUACGUCACGUUGCCAUCGUAGAAGAACUUCUAGAUCUCAACAAACCGUAGUCCUACAAAUAUGGUAGGAAGGGUUAGGGUUAAACGAAAAAAACUGGCCUGUAUGACUUUCCUGUGCAUGACUGCGCUCAGGAACAAAACGGUAGCCCAUACAUCGUUGGACAAGGUAAAUGGCCGUCUCUGUCAAGAAAGAUUGUUGAGAUCCAGAAAUUUUGCUACCAUGGUAACAUGCAGGGCUGUCAAAAAGUUUUUUAGUAGCAGGCUGAUAAUGAAUAGUAGGCGGCUUUGGAACUCAAACCAAAGGCACAAGUUCUUGAGGGCCGAGGCAUCUUGGGACAUUUCGUUGCCGUCGAAAUGUCCCAGGCGUUCCACGACAUCGUACGGUUCGAACGUUUCACAGGUCUAAACCUGUUUAAAAACGCGUUAAAUGUCAUUCAAAACUGGGAAACGAAUUCUUUACAAUUUUAUUCGACGGUGCUUAAUUUUUGUUAGCAGUUAGAAAAGUGGUGGUAGAAGGAGAUGAAAGGAUGGCUAACUAGCCGGCGGUUUUGGUUGGCUACCGGCCCUUACUGACAACUGUGAACAUGACGUCACACUUCUCCUCUCUAUUGAAUACAACAGUAGCAGUAAUUUGUGUUAACAAUGUUAUAUGUUUGUUACUAUUGUUAGAUGCCUUUGAGACUGGUGUGCACUUGCAGUGACGCAACAGUUCGCCUAUUGUCCCCAGGCUCCGGGGAGUGCAUCACGACCAUGCUGUUACCCAGUAUGAGUAUAAUUGCUGACGUGGCUUAUGCUGCAGCUGAAAGUAUGUUCCCAGUUAUUCUUUUUCAAAGGCACGAUUAUAACAAGAUUGUUAUUUUAAACUCCUCUUUUGAAAUAGGGCGAGUUUUCCCGCAUGCACUCUCAAAUGCUUGCGAACAAGAAAUGAUUGGUUUUCUCUGCACUCCCUCGUUGUUAUAGAGUGAUGCGACUUACUGUGUAAUACUGUAUAAACCAAAGUAACUACUUUUGUGAUAGAAACUACUGAUCUAUUAUUUAAGUUGAAAGUCGUUUUGUACAUCUCUUUCAUGAUCAAUUCCUUUUAAGUGUUAUCUUAUGCGAGUGUAAAAAGGACAUGCACUGUUGCCCUUUUAUCCGCGACAUUACAUUACAUUACGUUACGUCACGUUACAUUACUUUACGUUACGUUCCAUCACAUAUCACUGGGAACAUCAUUUUAAGUUUUUGGUUCCAUAAUUGGCAUAAUGCAGAACUUUUUCUUACUGUGCCUUCUUAAUUUUGUUUGUAGAUUUGCUGUUUACUUUGCUCUCAGAUGGUAGGAUCUUGAAGGCCUCAACGCUAACAAAUCCAUGUAAACUACUCCAGGAAUGGGACAUGAAAACCAACCCAGAUGGUAAGAGUCGUUUAUCUUUUACUAAAAGUCCAAGGUUUCUUUCUCUAACAGAACCAUUUGUAAGAGUUAGCUAUGUUUUUAGGAGAGUCAAACUUUUUAUCUUGCGGUCGCGUCUUGUAGUACACCUCACAAGCACAGGCUAGAGAGGCUCUCUCAUGAUCAACUUGUUAGUCCUUCUUUGGUCGAAAGAGGUUUUCAUUCUUGUUGGAACAUACCUUAUCUAUACUCAGUUUUCGACCCAUUAGACUAAACGCGCGAAAAUAUUCGAGACGGAAGAAAAAAAGAAAGACUGUCGUAGUCCUAACCGUUUAUGCUCCGCAUUUUGUUCUUGAUGUAUUUUUUGGUUGUCGUUGGUCAAAUUUACGUUGCUAUAGACUUAAGCCUUGUUUACGCCUUUCCUAAUGACAACGCCCAAGCUCAGGUAAUACAAGCGGAAAAUGUCGCAGUAGCCUGCUAAACAUUAAUUUUUUUCCCUGUUGAAGCAAAAUGCGAAUGUUGCUUAAAUGAACUAAAUAAUUAGCACUAUAUACCCGCAAUCAACUAGGAAAAAACGCCAAUCUUUUGUGGAAAGAAAACUAAGCAUGUUUCUAUUUCAUGUUACAGUUCCAAGUCCGUGCAGCUGUCUUUGCCUUUAUGAAUAUGUGGUUGAGGUAAGAAACUUAACAAAAAGAAAGUUUUGGAAUCACAUAUACGUUAACUACAAUUGGGACAAAGGUCAGUUUACAGCAUCUGACCAAGAUUUCCCUUUUUUGAGAAAGGUUUGAACCCAGGAGCUCAUUUCGUAAGUAGGUUGAGUAUGAUCGCCUGGGUGAACGUAGUCCUGAAUAGGACUGUUGUUGACAAUGACUGACGUUUCGACAACCUGUGCGGUAGUCAUCUUUAGAGUCAAAGUGAUUUGUUUACGUCAGUUGAUGGUAUUAAACUCUGGUUAUUGAUCUGAUUGGUCAACUAAGCCGCGAUGUUAUUGGCUAUGAAGACUCGAAAUGUCAUUGGUGCGUUUCGAUCCGUCUAUUGUCGCAGUUUAACAGUCGUUUAUUAGUCAAAUUGUCAGUUGUCCAGUCAUUCUCUCGUAGUUAGUUUUGCAUGAGUCCGUCAAUAAGUCGUUUGUACGGUGCCGGUAACUGUUGACUACGGAUCAGUGGCGUCUUUGUUCUAAGUUAGUAAACCAGCUUUCUAAAGUGAGUCGUUGAUAGUAGGAGGAUAAUACAUGUCACAGAGUACCAGUCGUUUUAUGUUAAUCAUAUCUACACCAAGCCCCUCCCCCACCCCCUGGCAGUUUCUUAGUGCCAUUUCUUGAACUCCAGACAAAAGCUCAAUUUGUCGUGGAAAUCUACCAAAAUGCUUUGGCAGUGACGAACAGUAACAGCACUGCCCUACGACAGAAGCCCAGAAAAGUGCUUAGUGGUGUGUUGAUUUAGAGUAAUGUUCAAUAAAACGUCCAACACAUUUUUUUUAGAUGAACUUGAGGGGAUUCAUGGGGAGAUUUAGUGACCAUCCUCAAAUCGAAGAAAAGAGCCGAAGAGCUUGAGAGCAAAGGCCAAGCAAACGCUUACGACCGAACUCUGUUGCUUGGUGGCUGUCUUGAUGGAACGAUCGUCCUGUUUGAGUGGCAGAAUGAUAGUGCACCAGGCAAAGUCUCCUUUAAAGUAGAGGUAAGACGUAAUGGAUAUGUUCAGCGGACAUAAAGUAAAAUAAAACACAAGCGGCGUGGCCGAGUGGUCAGCGCGUCGGACUUUCAUUCUGGCUGUUCCUGGUUCAAGUCCCGCUCUGGCCACUUGCUGGAUUUGUUCUCUGUCGUCACGAGUUCAAAUCCUCGGCCACGCUUGUAAAUAGCCAGCUGGUGGCUGCCUCCUGCCAGUUGGGGUUUUUAAUCCUGUUAUGUUGUAUUUGAAUUAUUUGUUUCUAAGUAUUUGAGUGGAGUGCCUGUAAACUAGCUGGAUAAGCUAAGUGCACUUUCCACUAUAAACAAGCCUUUUUUUAAACCUUUAAACAAACAAGUAAACAACAAAGAAAAGACAAAACGUAACCCUUAGCCAAACAGAUCAGUUUUGGAAGUAGUGUAGUGUGAAAUAGAUAGCUUUAGGAUAGUUAUUAUGAUAACCAAAUGAAAGCCAACUACAAAACCCUGAGAGGCGUUUUCCUUUUCUUGCGUUGGCCCUUCCCCUUAUCCCGCUACGGUGAGCGCAUGAUACGAGGUCAUAAUUUCAUACAAAUUACUGUAUUCUGUGAUCUCAAGCUUUGAUUAGGUGCCCUUCCAGGAAUGCGGAAAUGAACAACGGUCCAUCGGGAUUUAUAGUAACUGCUGCCUGUUGCUUUUGUUCUUAUCGAUUCUUAGCUUUUAUAGUUUUCAUAUGAUGAAUUAUUGUACAUUUUUAGUUUUUAAUUUUUAGAAUAAAUUUUUUUUAAUUCAUAAAUUUUAGCAUAUAUUAGGGCCGUGGAUUACCUGUAAACUAGCUGCUAAAGCUAAGCAUAGACUCCACGUCAAAUGAAGUGUCGUAUGACUAUCUGCCAGGAUAGGUUCUUGCCUCUAACUCCCGCGUGAGAAUAAAUCACUGAUAUAUUGCUCAAAAAUUUGAGGGUCUCAACGACCGCCAUUUCACAGCAAGAAAUUACAAUGAAAUCAUUGUUGAUUUCUUAGAUUUCGAGAUCAAUUUUCUCUUCCUCGUGCAAUGCAAAGAAUAUCAUCACAGUUAAUGAUCAUGCUCAGUAGUUAACACAGCUUGUUGUUAUUUUUAGGCUCACAGAGAUGAGGUGAUUACUAUGGUAGCAAAUCCAGCUGUAGACCAAGUCAUAUCAGCUGGCCUAGGUGAGUCUAGGGUUUUUUUUUUUAAUUACAUGUGUCCGCUGGGCCGAUACAGUUUUCUAAACUAUAGGUUCCUUAUUCGCUUUUAUUUGCCCAAUAUAAGAGAAACAAGAACGUGAGCAGCAAUUUUAUUGACCUCGAGUUCGUCUUGGUCCAUGAAAGCGCGACAAAAGAACUUGGUCAAUAUCCAGCCAUUCUGACCUCACGCUUGGUCAAAAACGCAUAUUUAUUAUAUGGCUACAGUAGUACGCGCGCUCUGAUUGGCUGUUUUCUUGUAAUGACCGGACAAUACUAGCUAGAUGUCCAUGGACAUCCUUCUGGACAUUCUUGUUAUGGUCAAUUGACAGCUGUCAAAAAGAGUAUCCGCUAACCAGUGUCACAUGACCGUAUCGCUGGCGCAUACAGUAUAUAUAUAUAGUGCACGCGCAAGAGUGUUCUUUACCUAUCCGCGGCGCCCUAUUCUUUACAGUAUCUACUACUUAUUAACCGAGACUGAGGUCAUUAUAGGCAAAUCUCAGAGCUCGGCCUUGAUUUAUUGAGAUUUCCCUGUAAUGACCUCAGUCUCGGUUAAUAAGUAGUAUAUACUGUAAAGAAUAGGGCGCCGCGGAUAGGUAAAGAACGCUCUUGCGCGUGCACUAUAUAUAUACUGUAUGCGCGCACUCUGCCCGUUUGUUUGCGUCAUCCACUUAAUCCAUCGCCGGCUUCAUCGCCAGUUUUACCAUGAUUUUACUGAACUUUGGCACACUAGUCUGCACAGAAAAGUCGUAUCUGUUUUCAAUUUCUAGGGUUACCAUGCCAAACCGUAGUUCUCGUGAUGCAAGGACUUUUUCUUUAGCAAAAACUAAGGGUAGUUUUUUUGUUGCAGAUCAUGCGAUCAAGAUUUGGCGCCUUUUCCCGUUUGCUGAGGAGGCCCUGGCACCUCUGAUGACCUUGUACUGCCAUGAAACCCCUCGACGUCUGACCGUAGCGCACCACAAACUUUGCGCAGCAUUCCACGAACCUGCUACUGCUUCGUAUAAUAUCGUGGUGUUCAAAACUACUCAAAAGAGUAAGUGCUUUAUACAAAUACGUAUCAUAAUAUUUCUAGGCACCUCAAUCGCGGUCAAACGUUUGAAUCAUUUCUCUACUUACUCAGCGGCAAUUUAACAACAGCGAAGCAAAACACUUUGGACGUCUGGCCGCAAAAUGAUGAUAGUGAUGAUGAUGAUGAUGAUGAUGAUGACGAUGAUGAUGAUGAUGACGAUGAUGAUGAUAAUGAUACUGAUGAUAUUGAAUAGAAAACAAACAAACAGUCAAACAAAAAAGAGAAAGUUAAACAAACUAAACAAAAAUGAUCAAAAGGGAAAAAACAAAAGUAAGAGGGAUACAAAGUAAAAGAUAAUGAUUAUUUCUAAAAACAUUAUGGCCUUUAAUUCCUUUCUGCAAAUUUUAAGAAUCAUUACAAUUUACGGGUAACUUUUAGUGUAAUCGGAUCUCAUUCUCAUUCCUAAACACGUUUGUAAAUCAAAAGAGCGACGUGGCUUUCUUUCACCAAAUUAACAUGCUGCAUGUGUCAAUUUCCCUUCAGAGCGGUUUGAUCAUGAUAGUGAUUUGGACCAUAUGGAUGACGUCACGGGACUUGCCAGCUGCCCUAAGAUGAGGCUGUUUGCGUCAUGCAGCGCUGACGGCUCCGUGAGGAUCUGGGAUGAGUCCAACAAACUUCUGCGCGUUAUAAAGUUGAAUGCCACUCCCAACAGCAUCAGCUUUUGCAGUCAGAAGGGAGAUCUUAUAGUAGGCAUUGGCAAACAUCUACAUAAGAUUAACUAUGCCACUUGUAAGUACAGUCGAACCUCCAUGUGCGACCACCUCUCGUAAGUGACCUCCCUUCAACUGCACGUGCAUCACGCUUUUUUGCACAUUUCUUAGCCGUCGUUGCACGACUGCGACAUGAAACUUCCUAAUUUCACACGUCCGCUUUAUGGAGUAGGUGAACACAACACAAAAAUGUUAUCUUUCUUUUUCUAAACUUAGGUAUGGUCCUUUCGGAUUCAACCCCAGAAAAUGUCGCCAACAUUUGACAAAUUAAAUGAAAUUGAAUAAGAUCGAUGAAGCUUGAAAAAGUCCGAAUUCACAUUUUAAGUGACGUUUUCGGUUUGUUGUCAUCCAGAAAUUUUUUCUACCAUGGUAACAUGACGUAACAACCUCUCCUCUCUGUAAGCCCCGAUACCUAAACCUCCAUCACGGUUGCAAUUUUCUUUGUUGUCUUUUUAAAAUUCGACUUACAUUUGCCUUCACUCCCUUCCUUGUAGACAUUCCCCAAUCGUAUAUUUACCGAAUGGUAGCGAUGGAUUUCCGACGGAUCGCCUCCGAAGGACCAAUCGAGAUCGACUCGGACAUCAAAGCUGGUCUAACAUCCGAGGAAUGUCAGCGUCUGAACCGAGUCAAGUCGUCCUUGCACAAAUACAGCCGCUUCAAAGACAGGCUACCACAGGAUGAAAUGGACGAAAAAAUUCAGGAGGAAGAAAGGAGAAGCCAGGUUAGGCACCACACGUGUUUGCUAACGGUAAAAAAAAAUGAUAAAUGAUGAAUACGUAACUAUUCCCUUCCCGUAUGGGACUUUUCAGGGAUAAUGAAAUAAAAUCAAUUUGAAUUUUAAAAUAUGCUUUGUCAUAAUAAUUAAUAUUAACUGGUAGGAGGCUAGCCAAUUUAUUCAUUACAGUACAAGAUAUAACUAAAUGUAACGAGAAUAAUGUGCAGCGGUCAGGCUCCGGAUUAAAUGAACCAGUUGGUUUUCUUGUCAUCCACACUGAACAAAAAACAAAAAGACAAACAAAAGGAAGAACUUCAUUUAUAUGAACUAUGUUGCUUCAUCAACGUUGAAUCUAAUUUAUUCAAUUGGUUAAUAGUUCUUAUUUUACUUUAUAGCAUGAGAAAAGAUUUUUGACCUGCAAUUUGAUUUGGCCAUUGAGCAAUUUUAGCAUCGAUGGCGGGAAUUUCCACCAUAACGACAUAUGCAAUCCAAAAAUAAACAAAAAACAAAUAAAUUUGAAUGGAAAAUACAAGGUUAAGAAUCCCAACUGGUAGGAGGCGAACUUUACAAUCGCGGCCAUAUUUGAACUCAGGACUAAGAACAAAUCCAGCUAGCGGUCAGAUACGUUGAAAUGGUCCCCGGAAUUCCAGCGCUCACCGCUCAUCCAACUGCCCGAAAAAUUAAACAAAUAGACAAACAAAACACGCGCAUCACAGACUUUGGCUUAUCACGGUCAAUUGACAAUUAGAAACCUAAUCAACUGAAUCACGCCACUUUAUGGAUGUUGCGGAAGCUAUCGUUUGUUAACUGUAGGGAGUUUAAGCGGGAACGUUUUUGAGCGACGCGUGUUAACCGGAAGUGAGCCUUUUUCUGUUUUAAUAUCCCUUGACGUUACCAAAUUAGUGUUGCUAAGUGCCCUUACUCUUCAAGAGACGAUUUGUCCAAACAUUUGUUCAAAAUCACGGCCGAAGAGUGCAAAAAAUCCACUUCCGGUAGACGUACGUCGCUCGAAAACGCCGCUGCUGUGGUGUAGGUAUUGUUCAGUCUCUUCUCAAUCUUUUGUAUCACGUGAUCUGGUGAUUGUAGCCAUCCCCGACGCUAAGAAACCACCCACUUUGUAGCAAUCUGAUUCAGGAUGGACGUCUUCACUAAACGGAACACAUCUGAUUGUUAUCAUCUUUUUCCUCCCUAGGCGUUUUCCAAAAUCCAAGAACGCGAGAGCGAAUUGCGCAAACUUCGCGAUGGAACCUACGAAUUUAGCCGGAAACGACAAAACAUCGACCUAGACACAGUCCGCGGAGAAGCGUUCGACAGAUACUUGGAAAUCUUCUACAAACGACCUUGUAUCGAUCUUCCAGACGACGAUUUAGAGGACGAAAAUGGUUAUGAAGAGGAAGAAGAGCCAUACGCUCCCGACAGAGGCAACGGAUUUUUUUCAAUAAGCAGACAGUCGACAAGAUCCAAGAAGGGGGAGGCUUCUUCAGAAAAAUCCGCUCCGAAAGCGCCGAUCAUGAGUCUGUCCAUGUCUGAGUUCGAGCCCAUACAAUUAAAAGACGAUGCCAGGGACUCACCUGUGUUGCCCACAAGCAAAGAGCAGGAUGAAUUGUCAAGGUAAGCCCAUUGGUUUGUUGUUUCAGUUAUCGGCGGUACAUUCAGCAAUGGAAACGAAGCGAAAGGGCUUUUUACAAUAACUGAGUGAUUUCUCACUCGCUUAUUUGUCGAACUGUCGACAGAGGUGACGUUAACGAAACGAUUCGCAACCACGGUUUUUAGCCGAACACAGCGUUGCAACAUUGUUGCGACAUUGUUUCGAAUAGUUACAACAUUUUUCCAACAUUGAAAAGCUGUAGAAAAAAAAAGUGUUAAUGAUAUAUGAAAUAAAUCAUAUAUGAACUGCGGAAAUGAAAUGGAAAUGAAGAAAUGAUCGUCGCAGUGAACGCAAUUUAUUCAAUUGCGUAAAGAAGCCUGAAAGAAAUUGAAAAGCUGUGUUGCGCUAAAAAUCAAGGUUGCGAAUUGUCUCUUGUAAGAGUGCAGACCAUGGAAAUGGCAUGAUGGUGGCUCAAUUUUUUUGUCUUUGUCGCGCGCGCGAUUUUCCAAGAAACGUCAAUGGUAAUGGACUUUAAAAGCUGUCACUGUUAUUGUAAAAACAAAUCGACAACAAUCAAUUUUCCAUGGUCUGCACUCUCACCGACUAUAGAAAUGACGUCAUAAUGUUUACAACGGUGCAGUGAAACCACUCGCUUGCGGUUGGUGGUUUCACUUGAGUUUUGAACAUUUCGUCAUCGACGUCAUUUCUAUGGUCGAAAAGAUUUCAGACCACUAAAAAUUGUUGUCGAUUUAGUUAAUUCUUCAUUUAUACCGUUCGUAAGCUGUUUUGAAUAAAAGAAUGUUUGACUUCAGAAUCAAUUGUAACACCAGCUAUUCAAUAUUGAAUGUUGUGAUAUCGCUUCGAAAGUGGUUACUCUGUCCAAUCACAGCCGGUCAGGUCAGUCCAGUUAAAACAAUGAGAACUAGACGGAAGUAGGCGUAGCCUGCGUAAAAGGCGGGAAAACUCAAAGAACGAGUCCCGACCGGUUUUGGCAUUACUUCUGAUUUGUUGACAAAAAGGCGCGAGAUUUCUUAACCAAUCAAAGAGAACCGAAAUGCAAAACCAAAGCAAUCACUUAGUCUUUUGGUAAAGUACCAACACUGACCAGCUUCAAAUUUCUCCUAACAGUUUUACUUAUGUGGUGUGACAAAUUAGGUAAUAGGAUUAUGGGGAAUUGGUUUAGAGUCUGAGAACAAUAGCUAUUCAUACAAUGAUGUGAAUGCUACGCUGUGAUUGGUCGAUGCCCAUAUAAGAGUACAGAUACAUGGAUGACGUCAGGGGAAACUUGUUUUCUUUGUUUUGUUCAACAUGGUGCGUGGCUUUGAAAAUGUUUGUGAGAUUAUUUUGCAUUAAGCAAGUGAAAGCCUAGAAAAAAGGUUUAGCGGGAGCUAUUCAAAUAGUGAUUCAAAUGUGGUAAAAACAUCAGUGACACACUUGCCGGCUUCUUUGUUUUUGUCACAUUUUGCGCGUCAUCUGUGAUCUAUUACUGAACAGACGCACGGUAACAUGGAAUCUAUUUGUUAAAUACACUUGUAAAAGUCUUAUUAAAUUGACCCCAGCUCCAUUCAACCACUUUAGAAACGAGAAGGAAACUGGGCCGAGAUAACGUUUGCGAAGACUCAAGUACUCUGGCAGUGAAAGGGUUAAGCUCCCUAAUGGAUCAAACGUUGAUGAGAUGCGUGAGCAAACAAUCUAGGCACAUACAAAAUACUUCAAUCCUGAAUAUAAGUAACUUUGGAAGGGUAAAUUACUAACAGCGACUUAUGGCUCAUUCUUCACAGAUCUGAACGCCCUUUUACCUUAGACACAGAGAGUGAGAUUUUUUCUCACGAGGAAACAAGUUCCAGGAUAUCCCACUCGGCGCCUUCUCACAGACAGGACUUCCGACGUCAUCCGAUAGAACCACCACUGGUGAAUCGGGACCGCGAUCGAUACGUGGUCGACGUGCCGAAGUCUGAUCGGUACCCGUCACCGAGUCAAUCUCGCCAGCUUGUAUCGCAAAGACUCUCGCGACUGGCCUCUUCAGCUGAUGACGGAGACGAGGACACGUUCGUAAUUGCGCCCGAUGGUUUUAUUCCGAACUCUGUGGUUGUCGCUAUGUUUAAGGAUUUACGGGAAGAAGGCACGGAAGAAACAGAUACCUGGAAACCACCUCAGCUCACAGCAGAACAAUUAGCUGAACUGGAAAGCAGAAAGAAGGUAAAUACGGGAGAGAAAUUUUCACUGCUUCUAGACGAACCUUUAAGCUAGUUCCGCGAUUGCAACGGCCACCGAAAGUUAGAAGCAUUUGCUGUAUGAGAAAAACAACUUUUGCCAUCCAGUCACGCUUGCAUGGUCGUCCAUACAAAUCCUUGUAAAUUUCGAAAUUUUCAAACUGUCAUGAAAUAUUUCCUCAAGCAUUACGGGACUCAAAUCUCCUUUUAAUUCGCAACAGGCAAUUUGAGCCCUUAACUGCGUAAGGGAAAAAUUUAACGACAGUUUAAAAAUUUUAGAGUUUAAGAUUUAAUGUGUCAUGAACGAAAAUCUUCAGUACGUUUGCUUGAAUUUUUUUUCUCUUUUUCUUUGUGUAUAGAAACUUCCAAAAUCUCCAGAGAGUCCAAAAGAAAAGCGGAGCAGGACAAAAUCGAAGUUCGCUGAUCAACUUCAGCUUGCUUUACGAGAUAUACCAUCACCAGAACCUUUGGAUGAUAGCGAACUGCUGAGGUCUCCCACUCCAACACCGCCUCCUUCCCCUCCCCCCGCGAAAGAACCAUCUCCCCCGAGGACCCCAUCCGCUAAAAAGGAAAUCAAACCACUUAAGCCGAUUGAGAAAUUAGUGACGCGCCCAAAGCCUCCAACACCACAACCGUAAGUACAACUGUAAUCGGAGUAAUCCUUUGAUUCAAUGGAAAGUUUCAACAAGGUAGACUGUUCACAGUCCCCUAUUUUCUGUGAGAUCGUCGAGAUCGAGCGCUUUGCGUUGCGGGUAGCCAUCUUGGAUGAGUGUCUGUACUACUUAGGGGCGGGAGGCGGUUUGCGAAGAAGCGCUUUAAACCCCGACGCCGUCCCCUGGGUGCAUAUGAAACCAAGAUGGCCGUCCGUACCGCUAAGUGCUCGAUCCUGACGAUUUUACAAAAAAACAGGAUACUGUGAACGGUCUAUCAACAAUGUAAAGGUUAAAAUUUUAAUCUGCAAGAUAACAAAAUGCCAAAUAAAAGAUAACCGGAAUAAGUUACUGUUUAACAACUUUCAUAUGAUUGCAUGGUCACAGCGUAGGAUUUUAUUCACAGGCCCAAGAACGUGGUCGAUCUAGUACCCCAUAACGAGCAAUACAGCUUUAGAUCUUUUGUUUGCACAAUGGCAAUACUUGAUUUUCCCUAAGAGAAACUUCUAGUCAAGUGGAAAGUUAGAGCUUUGUCAGGGCUCGAAAAAAAGCUUGAAUUCCAGCUUGUCCUUUUGGCGAGCUGCUCUCAUAUUUUGCUUGCCCAGGCCAUUUCUCGCUCAUCUUAGUUGAUGAUUUAGUAAGAAGAUGAUUUGCCUGGACCUUUGCCCAGGAAACAAAUCUGCCUGUCCCGCACUACCGGCCGAGACUUUAUUUAAGCCCUGUUUGCAGGUAGUUUGUUGCUGCUGUUUAAAAGUUUUCCAAACUAUGCGUAAUCCUGUUUUAACGUAAUAUGUCUACUUAAGUUUAAGAAAUAAAAAGGCAGUUAAUAAUUUAAAUGUUUAAAACUAAAUGAAGGAAGACUAAUUAACUUCAAGCAAACAUAUUGAAGAUUUUAGUUCAUCACGCAUUAAAUCCUAAACGUUUUGUUUAACAAAAAUGUACGCUUAUUGUUUGAGGAGUUUGAAUUAAUAAAUGUCUAAACCAUAAACUGUAAUUUUUGUUAAAGAACACAGCUGUCCAGCGUAAAUGUAAAACAAAAUGGUUGGUUUUCACCUCCCAUUCAUUCAAACAACUCGGAACUGGACAAACAAAGCCCGCAUAAUCAUCAUGACCACCAUUGUCCGGUGUUGCCUCUCCAAGAAGAGAAUUUGGAUGCUAGGCCACAGUCGCCCUCGUCGCUGGCCAUUAAGUUAAUCUCUGUUGAAAAUGAGGUCGUCAAUCCAGAUGAACUUACGCUUAAGGAAAGGUAAACUGAAUAUUAAGCCGGACCAAUUUAAGAGGAUUUCAAUGGGGUUUACCGUCAGCCGUCAAACGGCCUUAAAUUCAACCGUCAACCGUCAAAAAAGGUAAUUUUUUGCCGCCGACCGUUAAAAGUGGAGGUUAAUAUUAACCGUAAAAAAGUGUCAAGGUAUUUCAAAUCUCACUGUUUCAGCUAAUCUUCAUAGAAUCUCUUAACUGGACAAACCAGUUCCCGUGUUCGCAGAAACACUCUCUCUAGCUAUUUUAAAACCUUACAACUUGCUUAUAUCUGAAAAUAUUUCGAAAUUUUAUAAGUGAAAGGCCAAGACUAGACAACCCCGGGAACACAACAGUUAACAUUAAUUUAUACAGUAGCUAAUAGUUACCUUAAACUCUUGGAAUAAAUUUUCACUUCAUAAUCGUCAACCGUCAAAGCAACAACCCCAUUGAGACCCUCAAUCAAUUUAAUCUAGGGAUAAGUAAAUCUUGCCUUUUAUGUCUUUAAUGACGCGGGCAUUGUCAGCUACUUUAAAUAACACUCACACUGAAGAACUAAAUUCAUACCUAAUAUCAACAUCUAAUCAUAGUUGUUCGUUAUAUAUUAGCGUAGGUAAAGCUUCAGCAAUUUUAAUUUCGAUAAAAUACCAGCAAUAACCCGCCGUGUGCCAGUGUUUUAGCUAACGUUAUGUUUUAAAUCAAACAUUUUCACCCUCGUGGCAUCGAAAAAUAUUGUAAAUGAGGUUCUCUACAUGUACAGUAAUUUUCUAGUAGAGAGAAAGUUUGUCCAGUGCAAUAAAUUUUUCCAAGUUCAACCGGUGUCUUAGCAAUGACUAACUGUCGUUUUUUCGUUCAAUUUUUCAGGACACCCCCUCCUCCAAAGGAACCAACUCCAACCCCUCCACCUCCCCCUCCCACUCCAUUACCCUCCUUCAUAACUCAGUUCAAAGGAACUCUGUGGUUUGAAAACUUUUUUCCUGAUGGCAACUCUGAUGUAAGUAUUUAGCUUCAUUUGGCGAAGAGUUUAACUUGCAGUGUUUGCUUAGAAUGCUUGGAAAUACCUAGCUCUCCUGUAUUUAUCGUUAUUUGGCGAAGAGUUGAACUUGAACUGUUUGCUCAGAAUGCUAUGAAGUGCGUAACCCAAUUUACUGUCGAUGUUAGAAGGGAGUCUCAACUUUAUUUUAUUUUUUUUUUUAAUACAACCCUUCCUAGUCCAGUACGCAGCCAUUUUUUUUGUCGUCACACAACGCUCCUUUUGCGAUCCUAUCUUUGGGAGGAGCGUUGCGUGACGACACACAAAAUGGCUAAGUAGGAGACUAACCUUUCCAGUUUGUAACUUAGAUUUGUUCAGCAUGAUUUCAGGUUGGCUGAUAUCUAAACUAAGAACUAGAAAGCAUUAACAAAAAAUAGCAUUAUUAGAAAGAAUAGCACUUGACACCUUCAAGAACUGAUAAACCUGUGGCCGUCUUUCCAGAUCAAAUUGGGAUUUGGAAUGUUGGUCGACCUCCAACCUGUUUUUCACUUGCAGUUUUUCUUGAAUUUUAUUAGUCUACUUAGGGAAAUCGGCAGCGGCAGUUUUCACACUAGAGACGGAUUAUCCCAUUCCGUCUGAGAUUGGUUAUCUGUUGGAUAAUUCGCGUCAGACAGAUAUACUUCUUCAUUUGAAAAUGGAACGGUUUUAAUUUUAGAUAAACAAUCCGCGUGUCUUUAUCCAUCUGCUUAUCCGUCAAUUUUGACGGACUUUGCAGAUGGAUUAUUCGUCUCUAGUGUGAGAACAGCCAGUCAUAGGUAAACCAAUGGUGCCUGUUUCAAUGGUCUCGCGAUGUGGCUGAAGUUUAAACAGCUUUGACUUUUCAUUUGCAGUCCUUCCCGAAGACAGUAGACAGCUUUGUAGAACUACUACUGAGUCUGAUUCAGAAGACACCUGACCACGAAAUGAAGACACAGAUCUGUGCCGUAUGUUUUAUAUACGAAAAUAUUUGUUAAACUCAUUUGUAAUUCAUGAGGAGAACACAAAAGAAAUCUCCGUGGUUAAAAAAAACUGUAGACAGUAGAUGCUGAUUACCAUAAAAUUUUGUUAAUAGUAGUUUUGACUUUCUUUCAGAAUCAUUAAUCAUCCGAUAUUUGCUAUUUGCACAUCUACCAUAAUACACUUUGUUUGCCCUCAAAAAUUUUGCACAACCAUUGUCUUUGAUUUCUCUUGGGGCGACUGUAAUACCCAGGAGAAAUUGGAAACGAUGGUUAUUCAAACGAUGGUUAUUAUGGUAGAUGUGCAAAUGGCGAAUACAGUCACCAUGAAGUUGAGGCGAGAACCUCGUUUAACGAUUUUAGCGAGUGACCAACAUCAAUUUGCUCCUGACAGUAUUAAUGCAUCAUCAAGAGAAAAAGUUUAUGAGAAUUAAUAACCUAAGAAAAAAUACUUCGAUCUUUUAUCAAAUUCUCUCAACUAAUUCUUCAAGGACAUGUAUGAGAUCAGUCUGGCGAAUUUGUAUGCGGAUAUUCGGGCUAAAGAGUUUAUCAAGCCACUUCUUGGUGUAUGAAUAUGAGACGAAACUUUGUAUCUCCUGUGCAUAAAUUACUUAUUGGAUAGUAAUGAGUCUUCUUCCUUCCCCGUCUCAAGUAGCCUAACACCGUUUCAAGUUUUUAAGUUAGGUUGGAAUCGAGAACUUUAGAUUCUGAGACAAUGACAACUACGAGUAGGAGAUUUUCUCAAUACUGCGUAUUGCUCACGCGUGAACCAGCGUCAUUUUGGCGGGAAAACGUGAUAGCCGUCGUCGUUCUACUACGGGUUUUAGCGAGAAUGUCGUAGUAGCGGCAACAAGUUAUCAAAUGUAAGAAGUUUUCAAUUUUACUAUCGGGAGAGGGCUUAACCUCCUUCAGUAUAAAAUAACCGUACUAACUUUUUUGGUGAGAAAAAGGUAAAAUGAAGCUUCCGGGGUGUCUUUUUUAAGGGAACACGCGCAAAAACUUUAAGUUAUAUCUCAUACUCAAAUCUAAAGCUCUCUAAUGUUUCGUAGGCUAUCAUGCUAUUACAUCGCCAAGAAGGACUUAGUCGCCAAACGUGUGAGAAAGUCAAUCGGACCAUGAUGGCUGAAUUGAAUAUCCCGGAUCCACCUUCUGCGCAUGGCUCGACCCAGGCUAAGCAGUAUUUACGCGCUGCUCUGCAGCUGUCACACACAAUGAGGGUAUAUGAAGUGUCUUUUGUGGCCGAACUGAUGGCUCAGUUUAUCGAUGGAGAUGAGGAGAUCAGGUAUGUUUUAAAAUGACAAAUGAUAUCCGAAUUCUGAUUGGCUUUUCAGGGAUUGCCUGUUUUUGUUUAGAAAAGUAGAUCUAUUAUCGUGGGAAUUUUGGCUGGCGUUGUGUAGUUAGCACGCUUCAGCAUCAGUCACCAUUUUCACCAAGACCAUAAUGCACCUUGCAGCAGUGAGAACUUCCUUGGGGCAAUGAAUGGUUAUCGUUUGGCGAUGUUUCGGGGAAACCUGGGACUUUUCAUUCACUUUUUGCAUAUUUCCCGCUUUGCAGGAAUUUUGUACGGGAGUUGUUAGCCUCGAUCGGAGUCCCAGAUACAGCAAAUUACUUUGCAAAAGAAUUGGAUUUAUUCGAUACCACGGUACGUUUAUUUUUUGUGGUUGUAGGUUUUGCAUGCGUAUUAUGCUCAUGAGUGUACCCUGAGCACACUCAUGUUUUGCUCCCUGUCCAGCGGUAUGUUGUUUUGGCGCAUGCGCAGGCGAUGUGUCUAUAUUUUGUUUGCGUUGUACUCGAAGCUUUGUUUUUCCUUGUUUCGGUAAAAAAACUGGAUGACCAAGAAAUGUGCUACCCAUACGAAUCUAUUUAUUAAUUGAAUGCGAUUUUCGUUAAGAUAUUGUAAGAUCUGGAGGCAACACCAAACACAUUUAAAAACCAUGUUCAAGUUGUCACAAGUUACCUAGGGCCAUGUGGCCCGAUUACAUUUGGACCACAUAUCCUCUUCAAAUGAACUUUGGAAGUCAGUUUACGGUUUGCUCCCUUUUACAAAUUUUAGGGUAUUCCUGAAAACAGAAGAAAGGCGCGUGUAAAAGACAUGUGUGUUCAGUGGCUUAACAAAUGGCUUGCUCAGUUCAGGGAACAUAUCCGUUCCCUGGCAGGAAAGAUCAGCCGCGCACAGGCUGGAAGUGUCGUCAAGUAAGACUGAUUUUUUUGGUUGUUAUUAUUAUGCGAACGCUACAGAUCAUUGUGCGUUACCACGCUAGUUCACGGGCACGUCCACUUACAUUGCACCGGUGACAAGAACUGACAAACUCGUUCUUCAAUCCGCAUAUCUUCAUAACAUGUACAAUUGUUCUUCUCAUUAGUUAACAUCUUAUGCCCUAAAGGAGAUGUUACAAGAUACGAUUUGCAACGACGAUUUUUAGCGCAACAUAGCGUUGCAAUGUUUGAACAAUGUUGUAACUAUUUCAAACAAUGUCGUAACAAUGUUGCAACGCUGUGUUGCGCUAAAAAUCGUUGUUGCGAAUCAUCUCGUGUAACAUCACCUUAAGAGAGAUCAGCAUCAAAUUUCUCCUUUCUGUAUUUAAGCUUUGUAAAACACAGUGGUCACGAAAUUAAAGGCUUUCUCCCCAUUAUGUCUCAGGAAUGGCCAGGGGUAACAAAUGAGAAUUUAUAUUUUGAUUCCUGCUUUUUGUACUCCUGUUAUACAGAGGAACCAAGACUCCAAGGACGCCUAGUUCAAUCAAGGGUAUCUUAAAAACUGAUAGAGGAGGCCCGGAGGUGGGUUUUUCAAUUAACCUUUAAAACUCAUUCAAUUGGCGAAUUAACUUCUACCAAUCUCUCUCCUUUUUUUCUCUUUGAUCUCUGGUUUGUUUCGGAACUUUCAUGCCUGAAAUUUUGUUUGUUUUUGUAUUAACAGAGGACGGCAUCAGUAACAUCCAAACCGUCAAGCAGUAAGUCUUAUUUUUCUUUCCUUUGUCAUUGUAGUUGCUUCGUUUCAUUACAUCUCCCGAGAGGCAGCGUGGGUGAGUGGUCCGCGCGUCGGACUCGGGGUUUGAGUUCCCCUUGGACUGCUGGCUACAAUCCCGGUCAUAUUUUGUUGAAACACUUCCGGAAAGCACAAGAUAAUCAGAGUGGUUUCACCAAUACAUGUUUCCCUUCCCCCAAUGUUGGUUUCAUGGGUUUGCUUGGGCAUAAAGUCGUCUGCAAAAUCAACAUUGAAGGGGAAGGGGGCGCAGAAAUCGGCAACCGUUUCAAUAAUUAUAACUGGGAAUGUAGAAUUGUUUCUCGGUCGUCGCGAGUUCAACUCUUCGACCAUACUUGUAAAUAACUAGCUGCUUUCCCUCCUAUCAGUUGGGGUUUUUAAUCGUGUCGUGCUUUGAUUUUUUCAUGACUCUCAGAGUGCAGUACAAUAAAAGGCGGCGAGUAAGAACCUUCGUUUUCCCAAGUUAGGCUAGACAGGCUCUUGCAUAAAUGGUAAUUAGUACAAACCUAGGCUAUUUAUAGCUUCUUCAUUUACAUUGCAGUUUGAGUGAUAAGGCUCUUUAUCCUCCAAAGAGGAUCCCAAGUCUAGAGAAUUUUUUUUAAAAUAGAUUUUAGAAAGUGAGUAAAGGCUAAACAGGUUCUUUAUAGAGGGGGCCUAACUGGCAAAUUUUAGCCCAACAGCUUCUGAAAAACCAGGUUUUUACUAGCGGGUUUUUACUUUAUUCUUUAAGUAGAUUACCUGGACACUAGCUAGAGAAGCUAUAUGCAUCUCCGGUUUCAAAAAAAUAGGUUUCAUUCAAUUACCAACUCACCCGUUCCACCUGUCCCUUUUAGUCUCAUUUGAUGUCGAGGCUCUGGGAGGCAAAGCCGCUGACACAGCAACGCCAGCAGAAGCGAUCAACUACUUCUGUGAGAUCAGAAUGGAGGAGGAACUGGAACGAGCACGCUUGCGGACUCGAGAAAAGACUCCCGUUCAGGUUCAGGACAAUUCCAGAAACACGGUUCUUGUUCUUCCAAAGAUACACAGGUAGGUGUCCUUCUUUCGGCGAUUAGCGAUUAAUUAGCCGCGUUUUGCGAUAGCCGUGAUCACGGCAAUGCAUUGAGGCUUCCUUCAGACUCCUUUUCAAGUGCAUAGGAUUCUAGUUUGAGCUCCUAGUAAUCAGAGAUAAAAAAAAUUGCUUAUUACAAUAAAAAAAAAAGUUUCGUAAAUUUUUGUUCCCCUGUUAAACGGUUAAGGAAAGGAUCACUUCUGCUUUAGGAACUUAAUAAGGUGUCGCGAAAGUUACAGAAGAAUUGAAAGGUAAUUAAUUUUUUCUUGAGUUUGGGAACAAUUUGGCUUCUAGGCUUCUUUUGCCUAAACACACCGGUAAAUUCCACUGAAAACGUUUUUUUUUGUUUGAUUUUUCUUUUAUUUUCAGAAACAAUCUCAUUGUUUACGUUUUGCUGGGUAUGACGGACUAAAACGUAUAUAAGUUGUGGUUCAAUUUUAUUCUUGGUAUGGUAAUGUAUGAUAAUGAGUUUAAAACAAAGGGAAAUAAAAUUUAAACCAAGGAUAAAAAUGAACCACAACGUAUAUACCCUUUUGUUUUUUCAGUAAGCGUAGCCUAGCUCGUUUGGGAGAAACACACUGCAGCCAUUGCCACCCAGAAAGAGAAACAUCUCUUGCGCUAGGUAAGUCUAAGUAAGGCCUGAUAUGAGAUUUCUCUGCCAAUAAAUCGAAAUUUUACUUACGGAUACCUUUCUAUUACGGACACUGGUUCUCUUGGUCCCAGGAAUAGAUACCUUUAGAUUCGAGGACAAAGACGAGUUUUAACCCUUUUUUUUUCGCGUAAUUUCCAGGAAUCGAAACCCCGCGGAAAGCUUCACCGUACUUUUUUCUUUAACAGAGAAGUUAGCAAGGUUAUUGUUUUUGAAGGUGGUUAAGCCCUCUUCUGAUCGCAAAUUGAUACUACGACAUUCUCGCUAAAACCCGAAGAAGAAUAACGACGGCUAUCCCUUUUUCCCGCCAAAAUGACGCUGGUUUACGCGCGCACUACUUAGUAUUGAGAAAAUCUUGUACUUGUAGUCGUCCUCUUCUUAGAUUCUGAAAGUCUCUUGCACCAAUAUAUCCUUACCUCUGUAAUACAUGCACCUCUAUAAUGCAGACGCUUCACUUACAGUCGUGGAGUCAAAAUUAACCAAGUUUUUGCUCUCACAUCGUGUUUAUGCCAUCUAGUUCUACAAAAUCGAAAUGAUUCGACCGAAAUGGGCCAUCCGCAGCCCCUGCCUCCCUACAUAAUUCGACAUUUAUUGGGCAGGUCGCCUGGUGUGUCCUAAGCUUAAUGUACCUAUACCGACUAUGCACGAGAUGCAACUUAAAGGAGCUGUGUCAAGAAAUUUUUCAAAAUCCAAACAGUGGAAACUGCCACCAAAUUGAGUGAAACAAAAAUAUCUGCUCAAAAUGUUGAAAGAAUGUAUGGAUAACACAACAAAUACAAAAGGAGGAACGGAUAGACAAACUUAAAAAAAGAUUGAAACGGAUUGCAAUCGUGGUUUUAGUAAACUUGUUAGCCUAGCAGGUUUUCAAAGUUCAUUUUUGUUGUUUGUAACGUUUCAAAUAAUGUUUGGGAGGUAUAUUUGUUUUACACAAAGCUGUAAUAUAUUCGUUCUUAAUAUAUUUCUAAAUUUUCGUAGUGGUAGUGAAUAAGACGAAUAAUUGGCAUUACAAACAAAAUGAAAUUGCCAGCCGUGACACAAACCCUUGAAGUUUCUUACCCAGAUUUAAAUCCAAAUUUACUUUUCUGGCACCUAAAUUGUCAAACAGCUGGCAGCAGAAGAAAGGUUUUGCGAAGGCAAGAAAAAAAUUUCUGCGAAACAGCGCCGAAAUCGUUGAUCUUUUCCCCCACCUGUGUACCAGGAUUUGAGUAGGUGCCAUGAUUCACCAUUUUUAAAAAAACCAUCGUCAAUUUGCCAAUCAGGUUGAAGAGAAAAUCGAAACGCAUUUCCAGUAAUUCGUUGAGUCCGUGAGGGGCCCAGAACAAGGAUAUCGGCGAUGCUAACCGGCAGUGCCGGAUCCAGACGCUGAGAUAAGGGAGGACCCGGUCUCCAAAAUUUUUUUUCGGCCCUUCGGGCCUUAGUUUGAUCUAAAAAUGAGGGGGACCACCGGGCCCCUCCCCUGGAUCCGCCACUGACCGGUAUUACUUUACGUCUGCGACUGGAGCACAUAAUACUUACCUGCAAAGCCUCAUGUUUUCGUUCUUUAUUUCAGCUUUUCCGCUGCCUACAAUUUACCAAACGCGUCGCAGCGUGGUGUUAAACAACAUGGUGCUUCAUCUAAAAACCCUAACUCUGAAUCCAUUUCCCGACGAAGCCGAUGAAGCAAUUUACGAACCAGCCAAGCAUUCUCAACUGCUGACUCUCCGUUCCUCGCAGAAGUAUUUUUUUCCGAGCCAGUCAUAUGUUGAGACAGCUUCUGAAACUGAAAGCCUCUCUGAACAGAUUAGAAAGGUUCUGCUAUAGCCGGGCAAAAAAAGAAAAGAUUCUGCUUAUAAAAUGGCGGCGACUGUGAAGUUGUCCAGGGACGGUUUACGUCGUUCUGUCAAAUGAGAGCAAAACCUUAAGGGCGUCGCUCACUGGCGUUCACUUGGAUGGCCACACUUGACGUUCAGGGACGGAUUCAAUAUGUAAACCACGGUAGACGGUUUUUGUUUGUAUAACUCUAGAAUCUCUGCAUAGAGACUAGUGAGAUUAUUAACAGCAAGAGCAAAGAGCCCUCGCGUUUGGCGUGCGACGGACAGUAUAUUUUGCAGUCUUGUCAGUGACCCAUACUUAUCUGUUCUAGGUGAAAGAAAAAUUAUCUAUGGUUUACCCUCAAUAUUUAACAGUAUAUUUUGCAGACUUGUCAGUGACCCAAACUUGUCUGCUGUGGACGAAAGAAUAAUUAGCUAUCGUUUCCCCUCAAUAUUCAAUGUUGCUAAAGGAUGUUUUUCAGUUAUAAAAGGAUUCAUUUGUAAAUAUGAAUAGAAUGUACA
Molecule: messenger RNA, 26334 nt
Organism: Porites lobata
Lineage: Eukaryota; Metazoa; Cnidaria; Anthozoa; Scleractinia; Poritidae
Source: the annotation of a GenBank genome assembly